AUGGCUACUGCCCGUAAAACUAAUGUAGUAGCAACAGGCGCUCUCAAUGAAAUUCGUAUGAUUCUACUUGGUAGAACAGGAACAGGCAAAAGUGCAUUUGGAAAUACAAUACUUGGUCAAGAAACAUUUCAUCAUGAUAAUAGCCCGGACUCUGUUACUCUUGUUUGUAAACCUGGCGCUCGGGAGUUUGAUGGUAAACGACUUUUUGUUGUUGAUACACCCGGUUUUCUGGAUACAAAUAUGCUUGAAGAAGAAUUGAACACAGAAAUAUCUACAUCAUAUCAAAUGACAGCUAGGCCAGGACCACAUGUUUUUUUCAUUGUAUUAGAUCCCAUGGCGAGAUAUACACCACAAGAAUACGCAGCAUUUACCUCUUUUACUAAAAUAUUCGGUGCGAAAGCUGUGGAUCAUACGAUUAUUAUUUUUACUCAAGGCGAUCGACUUUCAGAAAGUGGAAAAAACAUAGAACAAUAUUUGAAAACUUUAAAAGGGGGAUCAGAACAUCCCAUAAAUAAGCUUAUUAAUCAAUUUCAAGGACGUUAUGUAGCAGUAAAUAAUCGUGGAAAGUCAGAAGAAAAAAACAGUGUGGUAAAAACUUUGAUUAAUAUGAUAAAUGAGAUGCUGAUAAAAAAUGGUGGCGAGGUAUACACAAAUGAUGCUUUUGUGGAACUUGCUCACGAAAUCGACGUUGCAGAGUCUCGAGAAAUUUACAAACCAUUUAAUCCAGACGGAUCUUUUGCUUUACUGCCACAAACAAAAGCAAUAGUUAUCGAUGGUUAUAUAAAACGAAUGUCUAAUCGAAGGACAUAAUGCAAACAUUGUUCCUAAAGACAAUACAUGAUUAGUAAAAAUAAAUUGAAGAUACAAAUCAAAAUCUGGGUUCUAAGUUUUCCAGAGAAAGAACGAGUGCGGAUUAGGUCAGCUUUAUGCCCCCAACAGGUGAGAGUUUUUUUCUAUUGAAUUGAACUUCGGUAUAGACUCUGAUUUAUUUGUAUAGGUUUUCUUCCAGGUAACUCAAAACUAAGCUUUAUGGGACUUGUAGUCCCUCACAACAAUGGCAAAAUUUUAUUCCUAAAGCUUAACCGCAAUGUACUCUGGUUCAUAGAGCAAAGCAUGCCCAUUACGAAUUGGGGGUCGGUUUGGGUGGCCAAGAGUGUGGGUAGGGGUGACUGUGGCCGGGUGUGGGUGUGAGUGUGGGUCGCGGUGGGGUGUGGGUGUGAAAGAGUAAGCUUCUAUGGUGGGUGUGGGUGCGGGUGUGGGCGUGGGUGGGGGGGUGGGGGUGGGUGUGGGUGUGGGGGCGG
Molecule: messenger RNA, 1301 nt
Organism: Rotaria sp. Silwood2
Lineage: Eukaryota; Metazoa; Rotifera; Eurotatoria; Philodinida; Philodinidae
Source: the annotation of a GenBank genome assembly